Molecule: messenger RNA, 990 nt
Organism: Liolophura sinensis
Lineage: Eukaryota; Metazoa; Mollusca; Polyplacophora; Chitonida; Chitonidae
Product: beta-1,4-galactosyltransferase galt-1-like
Exons: 2
Coding region: 1-990 (329 amino acids)
Cellular component (GO): cytoplasm
Molecular function (GO): glycosyltransferase activity
Source: RefSeq, a predicted model, not a curated record
AUGGGCAUGUACACGAAGAAAUAUUCCGGUGCAUUUAUUCUGUGCCCAGUACCACCAGGUGGACAUCCAGCGAGCGUUACCAUCAUAGCAGACAACGUCCCUACGGAUUUCCCAGGGGAUCGAGCAGAUUCCAGGGGCAUCACCAUCUCUGCGGAGUUACCGGCUGAAGAGUUUCGUAUUGUGGCUUGUGUACCGCCGUUACAUAGGCGUUAUGACAAAGUCAGUCAGCUGAUAGAGUUUGUGGAGGUUCAGCGAAUGCUUGGUGUUGAUCUAAUCGUGGUUUACAACCAUUCUGUAUCUGCCAGGGUAGGUAAAGUGCUGGACAGCAUGUCACAUCACGGUGUUGUCCACGUUAUUCCCUGGGAGUUACCGUUCGAUGCUUACCUAGGUGGAGGUUACACCAAUAUUCAUUAUUUCGGCCAGCUGGCCGCGGUGAACGACUGUCUGUAUAGGUACCGCUCCAGAACUCAGUAUAUCAUCAAUGUCGACAUGGACGAGUACAUUGUGCCUUCACUUGAAGGGAACUUGUGGUUGUGGGUGAACAAGCAGCUUACACUAAACCCGGCAGCAUCGGCUUUCAUUCUAAAAUCGUACCUCCUUUACUCCUACCUCCCGGAUCACAAGGAUUAUUUCCCCACACAAGAGGCCGCCAAGAAGUACCAGCUGGUCACUUUAUUGAAAACCAACAGGACAGAAGAAACGCUACCGUUCAGGAUACGACCGAAGUAUAUUUACGAUCCGAAGCGUGUGGUUUCAGCUGGAAUUCAUAACAUAUGGGGCCAUCGCCGGAACUUCAAAUCGCAGUACAUCCCCUCGGACGACUGUACGGUCUAUCAUUACAGGAAUGCAAAGGUAACCCCUAACCCUAACGGAUCUGUAACAGAUACGUAUUUCCACAGUUUUCAAUAUGACAUUGUGCAAAGGAUAGAGUCACGUUGGCGAACGAUACGGCGUGAAAUGAACCUGACGUUUUCAGAUCUUAAUCAUUGA